AUGGCUCCAGAGAACCCACCGAAGGACAAGAGGCCGGCGAGGACCCACGAGCAUCCGCCAGAAGAGGCAAGAUCAGCUGGGAAAAGGAAACGAGACUGUGAAGGAAUAGAGAAUGAGCCACUAGCAAAGAGGCUGUUUGUGAGAAAAUCGUGCAAACCCCCAGAGAAAAUCGGUUGCAGUAGAGGUGUGUCCAUGAUCAGAAAUACCAGAGCCCUUUUGCAUCAGCUGGAGAGGCAGUGCAGCAUUGUCCAUUACAUCUACCAGAACAUGCUGGGAGGCUCCAUCCGGGCACAGCUCAGGCAGUGUCUGCAGCUGCCAUUUCUACGUUCGCUCACCUCAUACCGCCUUUUCCGAACAGCAAGUCCCUUUGACAGGAGAGUGACUUGCCUGGAAUGGCAUCCGACACACCCCAGUACUGUAGCUGUCGGUUCCAAAGGUGGAGACAUCAUCCUUUGGGACUAUGAAGUGCUUAAUAAGACAUGCUUCAUUAAAGGGAUGGGAGCUGGAGGGACCAUCACAGCAAUGAAGUUUAACCCUUUUAACCCUAGUCAGCUGUACACAUCGUCAGUGGCCGGCACUACAACUCUGCAGGAUUUUAAUGGCAAUACUGUCCGGGUCUUCACCAGCACCGAGGACUGGGACUGCUGGUACUGCAGCGUUGAUGUGUCUGCGAGCUGCCGCGCCGUGGUGACGGGCGAUAACGCGGGCAGGGUGGUCCUGCUCAGCACCUCUGGGGAAGAGAUCUGGAAGCUGAAAUUACACAAGAAGAAAGUGACUCAUGUGGAGUUUAACUCUCGAUGUGAAUGGUUGUUGGCCACAGCCUCUGUGGACCAGACAGUCAAAAUCUGGGACCUGAGGAGUAUCAAAGACAAAACAAGUUUUCUUCAUGUGCUUCCUCAUGACAAAGCCGUCAAUUCAGCUUAUUUUAGCCCAACAGAUGGUGCCAAGCUCCUGACCACAGACCAGCGCAGCGAAAUCAGGGUUUACUCCUCUUCAGACUGGACCAAGCCGCAGCAUCUGAUCCCACAUCCACAUCGGCAGUUCCAGCACCUCACAGCUAUCAAGGCAACGUGGCACCCUCGCUACGACCUCAUCGUGGCAGGUCGCUACCCAGACCCUAAGUUCCCAGGUUAUACAGUGAAUGAGCUCCGGACUGUGGAUAUAUUUGAUGGGAACACUGGAGAGAUGGUGUGUCAGCUCCAUGACCCAAAUGCAUCCGGUAUAAUCUCGCUCAAUAAAUUUAACCCAAUGGGAGACACGCUGGCGUCUGGCAUGGGUUUCAAUAUUCUGAUCUGGAGCCGGGAGGAAAUGGUGGCCAAGAAACAAGAACAUCUUUUGAAAGCCAUGACAGAACAGGGGAUCGGAAGCCGGAGCUCAUCCCGACGUGGAGGACAAAGGCAAGCAAACCCUGGGACAAGCAAACUCAAAACUAAGUUACUGUCUUGGGAAGCAGAGGAGGCAAAAACAAAGAGUAAAUCACAGGGAAGGAAGAGAAAAGGGAAGGAUCUAGAGAACUGAUUUAGUAUUUUGAUCCUUUCUGGAUCAUUGAGGACAUACUCAGUGCUACCAAUGGGCAGCAUAAGCCUUGCAGGGCAUUAACCUUCUACUUUGUCCUUCCUCUCUGGAUCUGACUUUCCUUCUCUGAUUCCCUUUGCUUCCCCUUCUAGUGAACUGUGCCGGCACUCAGUUCCUCCUCCACACAAGGUUACCACCCAGUUUAUAGGCACUAGGGAGACUUUAGGCCAUGGAGAGAUGUUAUCAGACUCUGCUGAGAUUCAUGCUACCACAUCUCUGCAUGUCAGCACUCUG
This is a messenger RNA of Tinamus guttatus (white-throated tinamou), 1809 nucleotides long. The record is from RefSeq and is a predicted model, not a curated record. Lineage: Eukaryota; Metazoa; Chordata; Aves; Tinamiformes; Tinamidae.